Messenger RNA from Drosophila rhopaloa, 1179 nucleotides. RefSeq names its product putative gustatory receptor 36c (gene Gr36c). Gene Ontology annotation, cellular component: membrane. NCBI's taxonomy places the organism in Eukaryota, Metazoa, Arthropoda, Insecta, Diptera, Drosophilidae. The record is from RefSeq and is a predicted model, not a curated record. The transcript is spliced from 3 exons. Gene Ontology annotation, biological process: sensory perception of taste. Bases 1 to 1179 code for a protein of 392 amino acids.
AUGGUCGACUUGGCCAGUUGGGUUUUGCGGGUGGUCUACUUUUAUGGUCACUUGAUUGGUGUUAGCAACUUUGAGUUCGAUUGGCGGACAGGUCGGGUCUUUGCUGCCAAGUGGACUACUUUCUACGCCAUCGCGAUCAACUCCACCAUGUUCAUUCUAUAUAGUUAUCACUGGAUCGGAAUUACAAAUAUGAUGAAUUUGUUCUUUGGAAAAGCAAACAAGCUGCACGAAUAUGUUGUCAUUAUAAUGACCGGAAUAAAAAUUGUUGCAGGGCUGGUCACGGUGCUCAACAGAUGGCGCCAGCGUUGUCAGAUGAUGGACUUGGCAAGAAACGUGAUUCAGUUGUUUUUAAACUGUCCGCAGCUGAAGAAGAUAUCCCGUUUGGGGGUUCUCGUCAAGUUCUUCACCGGAGUUGUGACCGACUUUCUGCAGGUGAUAAUCACCUUGGAUGCCUUGGGUCGCGUGGAUCCCCAGUAUUAUCUGGGCAUAAGCCUGCAGUACUGGAUGUCGGCCAUUCUGAAUUUGGCCACUUCGCAGCAUUAUCUAAUAGUGCUCUUCAUCCGGUCGCACUAUCAAAUACUAAACGUUGAGCUGCGACAGGUGAUCGAGGAGAGUAAGGAGCUGAGUAGAAACCCUCCGGGACAAGGAGUUUUCAUGACCAGGUGUUGUUUCCUGGCGGAUCAGCUGGAGGAUAUAGCCAAGAUCCAGAGCCAACUGCAGUCGAUUAUGAACCAGUUGGAGGAGGUAUUCGGCCUUCAGGGGAUGAUGGUCCAAUCAGGUUAUUACAUGUCCAUGGUGGCCACUGCCUACCUCACCUAUAGUGUCCUCAGAAAUGGAUACGAGGCCAUGCAGAUGACCUUCAGAGGUGUGAUCCUGACCAGUGCUUGGUGCUUCUUUUACUACUUUGAUGUCAUGCUCAAUUUGGUAGUCAUGUUAUUCGUCCUGGACGAGCAUAAGAAGUUGUUGCUUCUUUUGGAGGAGAGAACAUUGUUUGCCCCUGGCUUGGAUGUUCGUCUGGAGCAGUCCUUCGAGAGCUUUCAACUUCAAGUGACGCAUAACCCUUUAAAAAUUGAUGUAGUGAAAAUGUACGAAAUCAAUCGCAGCUCUAGUAUGUCUAUGUUCGCUAGUUUUAUUAUGCAUUCAAUUUACCUUAUUCAAUAUGACUUGGAAAACUUUUAA